Messenger RNA from Colletotrichum graminicola M1.001, 153 nucleotides. RefSeq lists its product as uncharacterized. The transcript has 2 exons. NCBI's taxonomy places the organism in Eukaryota, Fungi, Ascomycota, Sordariomycetes, Glomerellales, Glomerellaceae. The record is from RefSeq and is a predicted model, not a curated record. The coding region runs from base 1 to 153 and encodes 50 amino acids.
AUGCUUUUCAAAACUUACCUCUUUGUUCUGUCCCUCCUGGCGGUCGAGCUAGUGACUGCUCGUAUCUGUAUCCAAACGGGCGUUGCGCUAGAACCUGUGAAGCGAUCGACUGCGUAUGCCCUGACUUUAGGCCUGGCCAAGGCGGAGCCCUGA